CCCAAACAUUUACUCUUGGGGAACCUCUCAAGUGAGACUUAACCGACUUCCAGAGACACAGCUUUUGGACCUUUUUUUCUUUGAACGACUGCACGAGAAGCUUUCUAAGGAAACAUGGUGGCGGCUGGCCUUCAGAUGUUGGGCAUUGCCCUGUGCAUUAUUGGCUGGAUUGGGAUCAUUGUUGUCUGCGCCCUGCCCCAAUGGAAAGUAACAGCUUUCAUCGGCCAGAACAUUGUGACUGCUCAAACCUCUUGGGAGGGCAUCUGGAUGAACUGUGUGGUCCAGAGCACAGGCCAGAUGCAGUGCAAGGUUUACGACUCAAUGCUGGCUCUUUCUCAGGACCUCCAGGCUGCCCGCGCCCUCACCAUCAUCGCUAUCCUCAUCGGCAUCAUUGCCAUCCUCUUGGCCAUCGCAGGGGGCAAAUGCACCAACUGCGUGGAGGAUGAGAGCUCCAAAUCCAAAAUUGGAGUGGCAGCCGGUGUGAUCUUCAUCAUUUCUGGUGUUUUGUGCCUCAUCCCUGUGUGCUGGACAGCACACUCUGUCAUAAGGGACUUCUACAAUCCAUUGCUGGCGAACUCUCAGAAAAACGAGCUUGGAGCUGCACUGUUCAUCGGCUGGGGAGCCUCAGCCCUCCUCAUCCUGGGUGGUGGAUUGCUCUGCGCCAACUGCCCUCCCAAGGAUAACUACUCUGCCAAGUACUCAGCUGCCCGUUCAGCUGGACCCAAAGACUACGUCUGAGGAGAGAGAAGAAAAAAUGUCAAUGUCAAGAGACUGAAAAAAAGAGACUUGAACUGAAUGCUUUAAGGUCCAUGAGAUUGAUUUGUAUUGCCACAGUAGGCCUGAUUUUAAUUCAAAGGGAUUUAAUUGUGCUCUCAGUUUGUUUUGAUGUUUUCAUGGUGAGUUAGAGCACUUCAGAAUCUGCUUCAUCAGCAGCAAGAUAAUGAGAUGUGCGCCACACCCAAAGCUGUUAGUGUGGACUGAGAAACAAAACGCUUGAUCAACAGGAGUGAGAAUAAAAGACAUACAGAAAGUGGAACAACAUUUAAGAUUGAUUAAUUGAAUUUGUAUUACUUUUACUUUUCAACCCUUUGUCACUUUUUACGUUAUCAUUUCAAUUUAAAAUAUGUGUUACUGUGACUGUCUGAAAUUGUAAAUAAAAAUUCUUUUUUAUUGACACAAAA
This is a messenger RNA of Scatophagus argus, 1181 nucleotides long. It is a transcript of the gene cldna, whose product is annotated as claudin a. The coding region runs from base 115 to 738 and encodes 207 amino acids. Gene Ontology annotation, molecular function: structural molecule activity. The record is from RefSeq and is a predicted model, not a curated record. The transcript has a single exon. Gene Ontology annotation, cellular component: bicellular tight junction; plasma membrane. NCBI's taxonomy places the organism in Eukaryota, Metazoa, Chordata, Actinopteri, Scatophagidae. Gene Ontology annotation, biological process: cell adhesion; bicellular tight junction assembly.